Molecule: messenger RNA, 441 nt
Organism: Pistacia vera
Lineage: Eukaryota; Viridiplantae; Streptophyta; Magnoliopsida; Sapindales; Anacardiaceae
Product: 2S sulfur-rich seed storage protein 2-like
Exons: 1
Coding region: 1-441 (146 amino acids)
Molecular function (GO): nutrient reservoir activity
Source: RefSeq, a predicted model, not a curated record
AUGGCAAAGCUCACUCUCCUUCUAGCUUCCUUCGCCCUUUUCCUCCUCGUUGCCAAUGCCUCCAUCUACCGCGCCACAAUCGAGAUUGACGAAGAGAACCCCAGCGGCCGGCAACAGAGUUGCCAAGAACAAAUCCGAAGGCAGCAGCAGCUCAGGCACUGCAAGAUGCACCUGAUGCAGGAGGUUCAAGGCCAACAAUCCUGGGCCAGCCGUGACAUAGUCAACCCACAACAACAACACCUUCGACAAUGCUGCCAGCAAUUGCAGGACUUGGACAACAGAUGCCGAUGCCAGGGAUUGGAGCAAGUGGUGAAGCAACAGCAGCAGCAGGGACAACUCAGAGGUGAGGAGAUUAGAGAAGUCAUCGAAAUCGCCAGUGAGAUUCCUAGUCGGUGCAACAUUCAACCCAGGGAAGGGUGUGACUUCCGUUCACCUUACUAA